Amaranthus tricolor (Joseph's coat) is the source of this 1360-nucleotide messenger RNA. RefSeq names its product protein CANDIDATE G-PROTEIN COUPLED RECEPTOR 2-like. NCBI's taxonomy places the organism in Eukaryota, Viridiplantae, Streptophyta, Magnoliopsida, Caryophyllales, Amaranthaceae. Gene Ontology annotation, biological process: G protein-coupled receptor signaling pathway. Bases 184 to 1104 code for a protein of 306 amino acids. Gene Ontology annotation, molecular function: G protein-coupled receptor activity. The record is from RefSeq and is a predicted model, not a curated record. Gene Ontology annotation, cellular component: plasma membrane. The transcript has 6 exons.
UUCAAAAGUUUGUAUUUUUCUCCGAUGUACCAAUCAAACUACUAAAAUAGAAAUUGUCGGUGGUCAGGAGGGAGGAAACAACAUACGUAGGAAUUAGGGUUCGUAUUCUACUCUCAAAAUCCUUAUACUGAUUCCUCUCAAAUCUCAAUGUUCAACGGGAAACCCUCAAAAUUGAGCUAACCAAUGUCAUCUCUAUCACUUUCCCCAGCUCUUGAUAUCCCAAUUUCAUCGGAAUCAAAUUCCUCUGCGACAAUCGCCGAAACUUUGAGCCUAAAAACGGAUGAUCAUCGGUUUUACAAUUGGUUAUUUGAUUGCCAUGGAUUUUGGCACAACUUUUUUCUAAUUUUAUCUUCUGCGUUGUUCUUGUUGUACUUAGCAUUUCAAGCUAAGAAAUGCUACACGAAGCUUUGCAAUGGAAGGUCUCACAUUAUUAACUCGUAUUAUGGAAUUGUUUGGCUUGUUACCCUCCUCAAUUUCGCUUGGUGUUGUCUUCAGAUAUGGGAGUGUACUCCAGGAAAGACGCUAUCAUGGAACCUUCUAUCACUAUUCACUACUUCAGGGUUGCUAUUUCUGGAAGUGAGUUUGAUUGCUUUUCUUCUUCAAGGAAAUUAUACAAGCAGUACAGAAGCUUUGACCCGUACAUUUGCUAUCUCCGCAUUCCUAGUUGGUUUGGAUAUUUGUCUUAAGGGAAUUUAUGUUUUUGCAUUCGGGGUUCCAUUAUUCAUUGAAAGUGAGCAUUCACAUCGAAUGAAAUGGGGUUUGUGGAUUGUGCACAAGUUGGUGCCAACAGCAGUUUAUGGCUUCAUACUUUUCAUGUACCAUUCCAGCUGGAGAGAGAGGUUGCCAGCAAGACCUGCAUAUCACAAGUACAUCACCAUCAUGUUCGGCGUAAAUGGAUUGACACUUUUUGCUUGUUUUCUUAGCGGAACUGGUUUUUGGUUCUGGCUCUAUGAUAUCAUAGAUAUAUGCUACCAUGCAUUAUACCUUCCUCUGAUAUACAAGACAUUUUUAGCAGAUUUUUUCCAGGAGGAAGACUUGAACUUGGAUAAUGUAUACUACUCGGAGAUGAAAGACGCUGGAUUUUUCGAUUCGGAUUGGGAGUGAUGACAAUAAAACUUCGUGUAGGUUGCUUGUAAAUUAGAAUGGCUUGUUUUUGUGGCCCGUCAGUGGCCUGUGGCCCGUGGGUAUAACCGUAUAAAUAAAUAUGUGAGUUUGUCAUUUCUAGAAAACAUGUUAUCUGUUAACUUUCAAGAGACUAAUAUGUAUUGUAAGUUGUAAGUAGAAGGGAUCUUUAACAAUGGGUGUUCUUACUCUUACCCAAAUCCCAUUUACAGACUAAUUAAAACUUCUGUUCCACUUA